UCACGCGUGUCCAUGAAUGCAUCUUUUCUACCCGCAGAUUUCUAUAUCGUUUCUACAGGAAGUGACGUCACUCGUUGCGUCGAGUCUUCCUUGUGUCGUGUGGUAGCAGCAACCGAGGCCAUCAAAGAUGACUACAGCUGCAAGACCAACAUUUGAGCCCGCGAGAGGAGGGAGAGGUAAAGGAGAAGGAGGAGGGGAUUUGAGUGCCCUGUCUAAGCAGUACUCCAGUCGAGAUCUUCCAGGUCACACCAAGAUCAAGUACAGGCAACCUACCCAGGAUGCCCCAGAGGAGGUGCGUGCCCGUGAUUUCCGCAGGGAGCUCGAAGAGCGGGAACGUGUAGCUGUGCGUGAAAAGACAAGAGAAAGGGGACCAAGAGAGCACACUACAUCCUCAUCCUCAUCUUCGUCAUCAUCUUCAAAGAGGCCCAGACUCGACCAGAUACCAGCAGCCAAUCUUGAUGCUGACGACCCUCUCACUGAUGAUGAUGAGGACGAGGACUCUGAGGAGGACAGUGAUGAUGACGACACUGCAGCUCUUCUCGCAGAACUUGAGAAGAUCAAGAAGGAGCGGGCUGAAGAGCAAGAACGCAAAGAGCGGGAGCAAAAGGCAGAGGAGGAGAGGAUUCGCAUGGAGAAUAUCUUGAGUGGCAAUCCAUUGAUUAAUUUGGCAGGGCAACAACAACAGCAGCAGCAACAACAACAACAACAACAGCAGCAGCAGCAGAUUGCCCAGACUCAGAAUACCUUCAAAGUAAAGAGAAGGUGGGAUGACGAUGUUGUUUUCAAGAAUUGCGCCAAAGGAGUAGACGAUGCAAGGAAGGAGAAACGCUUCAUCAAUGACACACUUCGCUCUGAGUUCCACAAGAAAUUUAUGGAAAAAUAUGUAAAGUAAAGGACUGUCUGUUUUAUUCAUCUCAUCUCUUUGGUACCCGACCUACUGUUAGAUGGCAUUUAGAUACAUUCUGUACUCCAAUGCAUUAGUAUUUGUACACUCAACACAUACAAUCUUGUAUAUAAAUGAGUUGGUGAAGUAAUUCUUUUGAAUAAAGCUCAUAAAGGUUGAA
Pungitius pungitius (ninespine stickleback) is the source of this 1064-nucleotide messenger RNA. RefSeq names its product CWC15 spliceosome associated protein homolog (gene cwc15). The record is from RefSeq and is a predicted model, not a curated record. Bases 128 to 892 code for a protein of 254 amino acids. Gene Ontology annotation, biological process: mRNA cis splicing, via spliceosome. Gene Ontology annotation, molecular function: RNA binding. The transcript is spliced from 7 exons. NCBI's taxonomy places the organism in Eukaryota, Metazoa, Chordata, Actinopteri, Perciformes, Gasterosteidae. Gene Ontology annotation, cellular component: catalytic step 2 spliceosome.